UCACUCGGUAGAGACUUGGCUCUCCCUAUAAAUACCUCCUGCUCACUGCCUUCGAGAGCAAGCAAACAAGAGAGCUGCCUCCUCCUGCUCUUCCGAGUAGGAACUCACGUGUGCUUACGCCGCACGCCCGUAGCUCGGUCGUCGGAAAUGUCGACCAACUCGAGAUCCAACUCCAGGGCCAACUUCAACAACGAGAUCCAUGACAUCGCCACGCCGCAGAACUCCACCAUGCCCCCCAUGUACUACAGCGACCGAUCGCUGGUGGACAUCUUCCCUCCCCACCUCCUCAAGAAGGUCGUCUCGGAGGUGGUGGCCACGUUCCUGCUGGUGUUCGUGACGUGCGGGGCGUCAGCGAUCAGCGGCAGCGACCUGCACCGCAUAUCGCAGCUGGGGCAGUCGGUCGCCGGCGGGCUCAUCGUCACGGUGAUGAUCUACGCCGUCGGCCACAUCUCCGGCGCGCACAUGAACCCCGCCGUCACCCUCGCGUUCGCCGUGUUCCGCCAUUUCCCAUGGAUCCAGGUCCCCUUCUACUGGGCGGCGCAGUUCACCGGCGCCAUCUGCGCGUCGUUCGUGCUCAAGGCGGUGCUGCACCCCAUCACGGUGCUCGGCACCACCACGCCGACGGGGCCGCACUGGCACGCGCUCGUCAUCGAGGUCAUCGUGACCUUCAACAUGAUGUUCGUCACCCUCGCCGUCGCCACGGACACGAGAGCGGUGGGUGAGUUGGCCGGGUUGGCGGUUGGUUCCGCGGUUUGCAUUACGUCCAUCUUCGCAGGGGCGGUGUCGGGCGGAUCGAUGAACCCGGCGAGGACGCUGGGGCCGGCGCUGGCGAGCAACCUCUACACCGGCCUCUGGAUCUACUUCCUGGGCCCCGUCCUCGGCACGCUCUCCGGGGCCUGGACCUACACUUACAUCCGCUUCGAGGACGCGCCCAGCGCCAGCGGCAAGGACGCAUCGCAGAAGCUCUCCUCCUUCAAGCUCCGCCGCCUGCAGAGCCAGUCCGUCGCGGCGGACGACGACGAGCUCGACCACAUCCAGGUCUGACCGCUCUAGCAGCAGCGGCAGCAGCUAGACGACGCGUCCGGCGAAGCCUUGAGAUCGAUCACUCUACCUUGCUUCUACCUACGCUGUAUCAGUACUAGGAUAUAUAGUAGCUGUAAUCUCUCUCUCUCUCUCUCUCUCUCUCUCUCUCUCUCUCUCUCUCUCUCUCUCUCUCUCUCUCUCUCUCUCUCUCGUCCUCGCCUCUGUUGUGGUAGUACCGAUUGAUCGAUGCACGCAUGCGUAUGCACUGGCGCGAGUGCGUGCCACGGUAGCAGAUGGCUCGCUCUGAUAAUGUGCCAAGGAGCUGGAGCUUAAUGUUGGGACGAACACUGUGCGCGUGCCAAUGCAAAAGUGUGCUUGUUCCAAAAGUUUGGUGGUGCCUGUAUAAACAGUCGUCUCUUCUGCCCCUUCUU
This is a messenger RNA of Panicum virgatum (switchgrass), 1454 nucleotides long. RefSeq names its product aquaporin NIP2-1-like. NCBI's taxonomy places the organism in Eukaryota, Viridiplantae, Streptophyta, Magnoliopsida, Poales, Poaceae. The coding region runs from base 148 to 1044 and encodes 298 amino acids. Gene Ontology annotation, molecular function: channel activity. The record is from RefSeq and is a predicted model, not a curated record. Gene Ontology annotation, biological process: transmembrane transport. Gene Ontology annotation, cellular component: membrane. The transcript is spliced from 5 exons.